UAUAUUCGGACACCGAGAGAGAGAGAGAGAGGGUGACUUUACUAAAAGCUACUCCUAUUUGCUGUACAGUAGCGAGGGUCCAGUCCCGUCCAAUACCGGCCAGAACCAAGAAGCUACAGAGAUCGGCCAUGGACGCCCAGUCGCAGCAAGCCCCGGCGAAGAAGAAGGAGACCCGGGGACGGAAGCCGAAGCCCAAGGACGAGAAGCAGGAGGAGCAACAGCCGCAACAAGGGAAGAUAAAGAAGGCUCAUCAACAGCCCUCCGUCGACGACAAGUACUCCCAGUGGAAGUCCGUCGUCCCCGUCCUUUACGACUGGCUUUCCAACCACAACCUCGUCUGGCCUUCCCUCUCUUGCCGAUGGGGGCCUCAGCUUGAACAAGCGACUUACAAGAAUCGUCAGCGUCUUUACCUUUCUGAACAGACUGACGGCAGUGUUCCAAAUACUCUGGUAAUUGCAAACUGUGAAGUUGUCAAACCUAGGGUUGCAGCAGCCGAGCACAUAUCACAGUUCAAUGAAGAAGCACGCUCACCAUUUGUAAAGAAGUACAAAACCAUCAUACAUCCAGGAGAGGUGAACAGAAUUAGGGAACUUCCGCAGAAUACUAAGAUAGUAGCUACACAUACGGACAGUCCUGAUGUUUUGAUUUGGGAUGUUGAGGCCCAACCUAACCGCCAUGCUGUGUUUGGGGCUACAAACUCUCGUCCAGAUUUGAUUUUGACUGGACAUCAAGAUAAUGCAGAGUUUGCUCUUGCAAUGUGCCCAACGGAGCCCUAUGUCCUAUCUGGAGGGAAAGACAAGUCUGUGGUGUUGUGGAGUAUUCAGGAUCAUAUAUCAGCAACAGCCACCGACCCAGCUGCAACCAAGUCUUCAGGUGCAGGGUCAAUCAUUAAAAACACCAAAUCCGGGGAAGGUAAUGACAAAGCUGCUAAUGGCCCUACUGUUGCUCCACGAGGAAUUUACUAUGGGCAUGAAGAUACAGUUGAAGACGUGACAUUUUGUCCAUCUAGCUCGCAGGAGUUUUGUAGUGUUGGUGAUGAUUCUUGCCUUAUAUUAUGGGAUGCACGAGUUGGCUCUAGUCCUGUUAUUAAGGUUGAAAAGGCGCACGAUGCUGAUCUUCACUGUGUUGAUUGGAGUCCCCAUGAUGAUAAUCAUAUUCUAACAGGGUCGGCAGAUAAUUCUGUUCGAAUAUUUGAUCGGCGGAAUCUGACUUCCGAUGGAGUUGGGGCACCUAUUCAUAAAUUUGAAGGCCACAAAGCUGCUGUUCUUUGUGUUCAGUGGUCUCCGGAUAGAUCAUCCGUUUUUGGAAGUUCUGCGGAAGAUGGUCUCUUGAACAUUUGGGAUUAUGAGAAGGUUGGGAAGAAGGCUGAGCGAGCAAAUCCAAGUUCUCCUCCGGGCUUGUUUUUUCAGCAUGCUGGGCACAGAGACAAAAUUGUUGAUUUUCAUUGGAAUGCAUCUGAUCCUUGGACUAUUGUUAGUGUGUCUGAUGACUGUGAUACUACUGGUGGAGGAGGGACAUUGCAGAUAUGGCGGAUGAGCGAUUUAAUCUACAGGCCAGAGGAGGAAGUUUUGGCGGAGCUUGAGAAGUUCAAGUCGCAUGUCGUGGCAUGCACUUCCAAGGCUUGAAAGAGCAGAAAUUAUUAGAUUGCUGAAAGCGUAGCUAUAUCAAUGUGUGUCUGUACGCAUCUAGGUAUUACGUUUUAGAUAGGUAGGGAUGCUUGUUUAGUUGCAAUGUUAUAGAUUUUAUUGUUAGCUUUUCAAAUUGCGGGAGAUGAAUUUUUCCACCUUCCAAAGAGUGUUUUUUAUUCCGAAACCUUUUUGCCGUAUUAAAUCCUUGUUUUAUAUCUGGGACGACUAGUUUGGUUCUUGCUAGAGCCCGACAGUUUGGUAUCUUGGAAUUUAAUCUUUGAGCGUUUGUAUGGGUA
This is a messenger RNA of Morus notabilis, 1924 nucleotides long. RefSeq names its product WD-40 repeat-containing protein MSI4. Bases 129 to 1625 code for a protein of 498 amino acids. NCBI's taxonomy places the organism in Eukaryota, Viridiplantae, Streptophyta, Magnoliopsida, Rosales, Moraceae. The record is from RefSeq and is a predicted model, not a curated record. Gene Ontology annotation, biological process: regulation of gene expression. The transcript has 15 exons. Gene Ontology annotation, molecular function: histone binding. Gene Ontology annotation, cellular component: nucleus.